Molecule: messenger RNA, 7443 nt
Organism: Metopolophium dirhodum (rose-grain aphid)
Lineage: Eukaryota; Metazoa; Arthropoda; Insecta; Hemiptera; Aphididae
Product: DNA (cytosine-5)-methyltransferase 1-like
Exons: 2
Coding region: 359-4060 (1233 amino acids)
Cellular component (GO): nucleus
Molecular function (GO): chromatin binding; DNA (cytosine-5-)-methyltransferase activity
Source: RefSeq, a predicted model, not a curated record
GCUGGUGUGCAUUUUGUGUGCGCCGCCAUAAAAUAUAUUCUAUGAGGGUGCUUGGAUUUCAUUCCAAGGUGAAUAUAUAUAUCAAAGUAUCAAGUUUCGUUGAUAACAAUUGAUAUUUUCGCGCCAUUAUUUGCCAAACACUGGGAAAUAUGGCCGGAAAUCGAAAUACUUUAUCAUAGACGUCGUGUAUAUUAACCAACACCUGUGGAUCUGGUGAAGCGGUCCGUCGCAAUUGCCAGUCAUCCUUUUCAUUUGUUGGUGUCGUUAUUGCUCAAGCUGCUGAGAAAUCUGGUAAUUCUACACAUAUUUAUUGUUUAGAACAAAGUACUGGUCUGAUAGUCACGUAAAGGUCGAGCACAUGGCAGGUGGUAUAAAUGGCGACCCAGAACCAAAAGGUGUUAAACGCAAAUGUGAAGAACCCUCCAUAACACAAGAACAGCAUGAUUCACUUUCUGACAACAAUGGAAUGCAUACAGAUAUCCCAAUUGUCAAUACUAAGGUACGCUGCAAGUUUUGUCAUAAAACAAAUACAGAAGAUGUGUGUAUACCUUCAAGUGCCGCACCAGAAUGCAUUGUGUUAACAAACGAGAUUUUGGCUAAUAUUUACACUGAUAAUGAUGAUGUGGUACAACACAACUUAACAAAUUACAGCAUUUAUGAUGAAAAUGGGCAUAUGUGCUCUAUAGAUUCAGGGGUAAUGGAGAGAAAUAUCACAAUAUAUAUGACUGGCUAUGUAAAACCAAUUUAUGAUAAUAGUCCUGGUAUAGAAGAAGGAAUAGCUGCUAGAGAAUUGGGACCAAUAUUGGAAUGGUGGUUAUCAUCAUACGAUGGCGGUACUCAGGCAUUAAUAGGUAUAAACACAGAAUAUGCUGAUUAUUUAUUAAUUGAACCACACCCUAAAUAUAAAAAAUACAUGACGUCAGUAACUGAAAAGAUACAUUUAAGUAGAGAGGUAAUUAAAAAUAUUUUAAGUAGUGAAUACGACGAUCCAACAUAUGAAGAUAUUUUAAAUUGUAUAAUAAACUCUGUAAACCCAGCAACAGGCAAUAAAUUCACUGAAGAAGAUCUUAUUUCUCAUGCCCAAUUUGUCCUCAAUCAAGUAUUAGAAUACGAUUUAAAUGACACAUAUCAUUUACCUUUAGCAGAAACUCAAUGUAUUGAAACAUUGACCCAGCUUUCAGGGGCUGCAAAACCUGUCAAAGCACUAUCUAGAAGAGCCGGACAAAGAAAUCAAUAUGUGAAAACUGAUAUUAAUAAACGAGAGUUCAGCAAGGCAACUACUACAGAGUUAGUUAAAGAUGUAUUUGAAAAUAUGUUUGCGGCUCAAUUAGAUAUUGAUGAUAAAGAAAAUGAAGGAAACGUGAAUAAACUUGUUAAGACCAUGUUUGAUGAUGUUUGCAACUCUAAAAUAAAAAAAGAAAUAUCUGAUAUACGUGUAAAUGUUAAUCAGGUGUUGUGGAGAGAUCAAAUACUGUGUGAAAAGAUGUUUGUUGUUGUGAAAAACAAUGCCUCAACAAUUCCAUUAAUAGGAUGCAUAGAAUAUUUUUUUAAGACAAAGUUUAAAAAUAAUGCCCAUAUUCAGCUCUUUAUGCAUAGUUAUGAAACUGUACUGGGUGAAACAGCUGACCCUCAGGAAAUAUUUUCUCUCAAAAAUUGUACAAAUAUUGAUAUAAAAAAUGUUGUCAGAGUAUUAGAUGUUGUACAAAAAAUACCUAGUAAAAAUUGGUUUCAACUCGGUAAUUCAAAAUUACAAGAUCUCUUAGAACCUAUCAAUCGCAAAAAUAAAAAUUCAUUUUUUUAUCAACUACAAUAUGAUGAUAAAUUCGGACGAUUCGAAUAUCCAAAACCGUUAGAACCAAAUACUGUUAUUACAGAAGGUUAUUGUAGUAAUUGUGAAGAUUUUGUCUUAGAACAAAAAUCAAAAGAACCUGAAUUACACGAGUUUAUUGAACAAGAUAAGAAUAUUUCAUAUUUUUAUAAAUUUAAAUUAUUUGAUGAAGAGUAUAAAGUUGGUAGCUUUAUUUAUCUACAACCUGAAAUAUUCAAAACAGCUUCAAGAUCAAAUAUGAUUGGAGAAGAACCAUUUGAGUUUAAAAAGACAAAUAAAAAUAUAAGUAAUCAAGAACAAAAAAUUAUUGAUGAAACUAAAUAUCCUGAGUAUUAUCGUAAGUCAUUGGAAAAUACAAUGCGUGGUUCAAAUGAAACUACUCCAGAUCCAUUUGAAAUCGCAGAAAUAUUGGCAAUUUACUUUGUCGAUUGGGAUAGAAAAAAUAUCAAGCUGAUUGUACGACGUAUGUAUAGAGCUGAACAAAUUCCUCUAGAAGAUUAUGCUAAAAAUUCAGAUAUGAAUAUGUUAUUUUGGUCAGAAGAAGAAUUUAGGGUUACAUAUCAAAACAUACGUGGUAAAUGUUAUGUUUCUUUCAUUUCUAAUAUUCAAGAUCCACUUUUGUGGUCUUCGGGUGGACCAGAUCGAUUUUAUUUCACAAAGAAAUAUGAUUUUAUAUUUGGCUCUAUUGUCUCUGAACAUGAACUUCCAAGUGAAGCUAAACUGACUGGAAAAGAAGUUUAUGUUAAUUAUAAAUAUCAAUAUGUGGAUGAAAAUAAAUUGCAGUAUAUACCAUCAUAUAAGAAAAUCAAACCACUCAGAGGACUUGAUAUAUUUGCUGGUUGUGGCGGUCUGUCUAGGGGCUUAGAAGAUAGUGGUCUCGUUAUAAGUAAUUGGGCUAUUGAGUGCGAUGACAAAGCUGCAGGCGCAUUUAAAUUAAACAAUCCAGAGGCAACUGUGUUUGUUGAAGAUUGUAAUCAUUUAUUAAAAUUAGCAAUGUCUGGCGAAAAAACAAACAGUAAAAAUCAAAACAUACCACAAAAGGGUGAAGUUGACUUCAUUUGUGGAGGACCUCCUUGUCAAGGGUUUAGUGGAAUGAAUAGGUUUAAUUCUGGUCAAUAUUCAUUGUUCAAGAACUCUCUGAUUGUUUCAUUUUUAUCAUAUAUUGAUUUCUACCGUCCAAAAUAUUUUGUCAUGGAGAACGUUAGAAAUUUUGUAUCCUUUAAAAGAAGUAUGGUUCUUAAAUUGACUCUUAGAUGUAUUACACGUAUGGGCUACCAGUGUACAUUUGGUAUUCUACAAGCCGGUAACUUUGGUGUACCUCAAACUAGAAGGAGGUUAAUUAUUAUGGCAGCAGCUCCCGGUGAAAAAUUGCCACUCUAUCCUGAGCCUAUACAUGUCUUCAAUAGAAGGAGCUCCAGUUUAACUGUUCAAAUUGGUACUAAGAAAUUCAAAACUAACUGUAAGUAUGAUGAGUCAGCUCCUAUGAGAACAGUUACUGUAUAUGAUGCUUGGUCUGAUUUACCUGAAAUACCAAAUGGAGCAAAUGAUGAAGAUAUCAUAUAUAAAUCGAAGCCCAUUACACAUUUACAGAAAUUACUUAGAUAUCCAGACAAUCGAUAUGCAGAAUCUAUACUGAGUGAUCAUAUAUGCAAAGACAUGUCAUCUUUGGUUCAAGCUAGAAUGGCACUGAUACCAGUAUGUGAAGGAAGUGACUGGAGAGACCUGCCCAAUAUAACAGUACAUUUACCUGAAGGACUUAAAACCAAUAAACUUUUGUAUACUCACCAUGAUAUCAAAAAUGGUUAUGGUCCAAAUGGUGCAUUACGUGGUGUUUGCAUGUGUGCCAGUGGUGAUAAAUGUGAUCCGCAAGAUCGUCAAAACAAUACAAUUAUCCCUUGGUGCUUACCACAUACUGGUAAUAGACAUAAUAAUUGGGCAGGCUUAUAUGGCCGUCUAGCAUGGUCAGGGUUUUGUUCAACCACCAUUACAAAUCCUGAGCCAAUGGGAAAACAAGGCAGAGUACUUCAUCCUGAGCAACACCGUGUGGUCAGUGUACGAGAGUGCGCCCGCUCACAAGGUUUUAAAGAUUCUUUCAUAUUCCAUGGUCCAAUCAUUAACAAACAUAGGCAGAUUGGUAAUGCAGUUCCUCCACCAAUGGGUACAGCUAUUGGUCAUGAAAUAAUCAAAGCUAUUGACAAAAAACCUAGAUUUAUUUACAGUCCAUUUUUUUAGGCGACCACUGACAAACCUUUUUGUCUUUUUUUAUUAUAUGUUUAAACUAUAUUUGAUCACCUAUCGUAAUACAAAUUUAACUCUUCUUUUAUUAAAAUUUUCUUUAUGUUCAUAUACAUCAUCUACUACGAUUACAAGGUGUUCAAAUAUUAUAAUCAUUUGAUAUGAAAUUUAAUUUUAGUUUAUUUUUAAUUUUAAUUUUAUUGGAUUAUUGCGUAUGAUUAUUGAUUUUUUUUUUAUUGAUUAUUGUAAUUCAGUUAAUGUUGAUGCUUAUAUUAUAUUAUAAAUGUUUUAUUUAGUGACUAUAAAUUAUAAUAUAAGCCUACACUAGAUUCAGGUUUCAUACCAAUUUUUUUAUUAAUUAUAUUCUUACAUUUUAUUUUCAUAAGUCAUUUUACAUUUUUUAUCUUAUAUAUCAUUGAUUUCUUUUUUAUUUAAUAUAAUAUUAUUGUUUAUACUUAAAUACAUUCCAUUACAAUUACAAACUAUUAUUUUGAUACAGAAUAUUGUUAUUUAUUUAUGCAAAUGUCUUGUUAAUUUUGUUAUACUUCAGAAUAAUAAGAUAUAGAAAUUUCUCAGUAUUUUUAAAAGUAUUUAAGUACUAUGUAUAAAAUAUUUGUUAUACAUUAAUAUUAUUUUUAACUCUGAUAAUAUUUGAUAGUUUUAUAGUCAUACUUCAAAGUUAAAUUGGUAAGUAUAUUUUAAUUUAAGUUACUAAAGUUGUGUACAAAUUACAAUUUCUAUAAAUAUUGUCUUUAAUUGGUUGUUAAACUGAAAAUACUACCUUAUAUUUCCAGUUGGUAGAUGUAAUUCAAAGUGAUGAGAAGUGUCAAUAUUACCUGGAGUCAAGUUAAAAAAAAUUCAUUAAUGAUUAAUGAUUAGAGUAGAGCUAUUUAUUAUUAUUUCAAAAACAUAAAAUGCCAUCAACCAAUUAUGGACAUACUUAUCAACAGUACAAUUUUAAAUAUAUAUUUUAUUAGUGAUUAUAUUUAUUUAAUUUGAAAGUUAUAUUAGGUAUAUAUUUAGGGGAAUACGGACAUCCGGCCGAAUCCAAACGGCCGACGGCUAUAUAGGCCGACAGUCAGAUAGCCGAAACUAUUUUAGCCGACAAGGUCAAAAGGCCGACACUACGAAAAGCCGACACUAAAAUAAAUUAAGUAUAAGCUAUACAUUUUCAAUUCGAUAACGUAGUGUUGUCUUUUGUUGUAAUAAUGUUAUCGAUAACUUAUCGAAAUUUAACGAUACCUAAUACCUAUAGCCUGUAAUCUACAGUGGGUAUUGCUAUUGCAUGUUCAUAAAUACUGUUUCAGUUGAUUCGUAACCACGCCGCGUCUUUGCAUUCAUUUUUGUGUCGUUGUUUAAUUUAAUUUAUGUAUUUGCAUUAAAUAAUUAUGGAAUAUAAAAUUGAAAUUUUUGGUACAAAAUUAUUAAUUGACAAUUUUAUCAUGAUUAAAAACAAAAACCGUAACAAUAAAUAUUAUUGGGAAUGUGAAAAGAGGAAACAUACUAAACGGCAUAAUAGUAAUAAUGAAUAUUGUAAUGCAAGAGCAGUAACAAUUCUUGUUGAUGGUAAUCAUAUUGUUAAAGAUAAUUCUUUUUUAAAUCACAACCAUGGGCCUGACCCAUGCCGAUUGUUGGUAAAGAAAAACAUAAAAUAUAUUGUUUCAAAAGCUCUGUCUUCGAGAGAUAAACCUUCGCAAAUAAUACAGGAAGCAACGAGUCGCAUCCCCGUCAAUUCUCAGCCAUACAUGCCAUCAGUUGAAGCAACGCGAAAAAUUAUUUCACGGUGUAGAAAACAUCAGAAUCCACCAGAACCAACAAGUCUUUCACAAAUAGAUAUUCCUCUUAACUUAUGUAAGUCUUUUAAUGGUCAAACAUAUUUGGCGAAAAAUCCAGUCUAGUGGAUUGGCUACUAAAUAUGGAGAAAAUGAAGAAUUUAGUUUACAACUUCGAUGUAUGUGGUCACUUGCAUUUUUACACCCAUCAGAUAUACCUAAUGCUUUUGAUCAAUUGAAAGAUUCAUUACCCUAUGACAUUCAAAAUUACUUUGAAGAAAAUUACGUGCAUGGAAAAGUACGAAGGAAAUUUAGAAAUGGAAUAGUAUCUCGAUAUGAGCCAUUGUUUCCACCAUCAUUUUGGUCAAUACAUUUCAAUCAUGAAAACAAUAUUCCAAGGACACAAAACAAAGUCGAAGCAUGGCACAAAAGAUGGAAAGUAUUAGUAGGAGCUGAUCACGUUGGGGUGUAUCGUAUAAUUGAGGAAAUGAGAAAAGAGCAACAACACGUUGUGGGUAAGAUAAGUUCACGAAUAAAAAUAUUCUACUAAUAUUACAAUAAAAUAUAAUUUAUUUAUACAUACAUUUUGAUUCCAGGGCAAAUUCAAAUUAUUUUAUCCGGACAAGCAAGGCCAAAACAAAGUUCAAAGUACGUAAAACGUCAAAACCAAAUUCAAACUAUUCUAAAUGAUAAAGAAAACAGAACAACCCUCGAGACAAUAAGAGGUAUUGCAUACAAUUUGCACUAUUAAUUUUUAUUUAUUAACAUUUAACUAUAUAACAUAAUUAUCAAUUAUAAUUUUAUAAACUAUUAGUAUUUUUUAUUUUUUAUGUAUAAAUAUCAAAUUUUUUAAUUUUUAAAACAUAUUAGGAAUAUAAAAUGUACUCAAUAAUAAUUUAUUAGUAUUUUUUAUUUUUAUGUAUAAAUAUCAAAUUUUUUAAUUUUUAAAACAUAUUAGGAAUAUAAAAUGUACUUAUAAUUAUUAACAAUACACUAAAUUUUAUUUUUAAGAAUAAGUAUCACCUAUAUAUAUAUAUCUGUGUGUGUGCAUAAUUUACCUAUCUCAACAUAAAAUUACUUAAUCGGCCAUUUAAUAUGUCGGCCUAAUGCGUGUCGGCCUAUAAAUUUGUCGGCCAUUUAGUAUGUCGGCCUAUUGCGUGUCAGCCAAAUGUCUGUCGACCAAAUGUCUGUCGGCCGAUUGUACCACACCCAUAUUUAGGACACGUUGAAGUAUUAACCCAAUUCAUAUUGUCAAACAACUAAAGUUACUAAAAUAUUAUGGAUUUAAAUCUGUUUAUAUAAACUAAAGAAAUAAUAUUAAUGGGACUAGUGUUAACAGAAUAGUGAUAAAUCAUGAAUGUCUGAUAAUUUGAAACAGUUGUAUAUUCAUAUUUGUUUGAAGUCCUAUGUUUGCGAUCAUGAAUCCACAUAUAUAUGAUAAUGCUGAAGAUGGACAUAAAAAUGUGCACAGAUAACUAAUAAAAUAACCCAUAAAUCAUGUUGUCCAACUACAUUGGAAUUCUAUCUCUACAAUACUUACUAACCAAUUAUUAUUUAAAUAUUAUGUUUCUCAUAGAAAACAAUAUUACGUUUGAAUUAUUCUUAUGA